AUGUUGGUUAACGGUAUAGACUCCAUCGGUGUUAAUGAGUACGAUGGCGAUGAUGAUGAUGAUGAUGAUGAUGAUAGGUCGUCACUAGCUGUCACGAUCUUCCUCCUAUCAAUAAAUGACAUUGUUAAAACAAUAGAAACUCUUGUAAAUGCAAAUCUAUUCGCAGACGACCUAAACAUACUUUGCAGAAGCAGCAACCUAAAUACAGUACAACAAUUACUACAAAAUAGCGCAAAUAACAUAACAAAAUGGUUAAAUAAAACGGGCUUCAACAUCUCCAGCCAAAAAUCACAAAGCAUCAUAUUCACAAAAAAAAGAAAACAAGGUAAACUCCAGAUAAAAAUAGAUAACAACAUUAUACCAAACCAAAAUAAAAUAAAAAUUUUGGGAGUAAUUUUUGAUACCAAAUUAAACUGGAUCCCACAUUUAAAAUAUGUAAAAAACUCCAUCACAAAAAAACUCAACAUAAUAAAAAUUAUCUCACAUACAUCAUGGGGUGGUGAAACUUCUACACUAUUAAAAAUCUACAGAGCACUAAUCCGGUCUAAAACUGAUUACGGCUCAAUAAUAUUCAGGACAGCCAAUCCUAAACACCUAAAAAUGAUUGAUGUGCCUCUAAAUACUGGCAUAAGACUAGCAAUUGGAGCCUUCAAAUCCAGCCCAAUAGCGAGUCUAAGAAACAUUGCAAAUGAACCAUCCCCCGACAUAAGGAGAACACAAAACAAUAUACUCUAUGCAUCCCGAACAUUAAAAAAUGAGAACAACCCAGCAAUCAAAUACAUCGACAACACAAACAAAGAAGCAGAGAACCUACAAAUAAAUAUAAAACAAAUAGUACCAAGAGAACCACAAACCAUACCUCCUUGGCUAAUGCAAAUCAAUACAAACAUCGAAAUAACAGAAUAUAAAAAAAACAACACAAAUCCUAAUAUCUACAAAAAUCUUUUCCAAGAAAUAAUACAAAAAUACCCUGAUAGAAAACAUAUUUACACUGAUGCAUCUAAAACAACAGACAGCGUAGGGAUUGCAAUAGUAGCAGAAAAGACAAUCACAACUUACAAAUUACCCCCCGAAUGCUCAAUCUACACAGCUGAAGCACUGGAAAUAUAUAAUGCGACCUUGCACAUAAUACAAAAUAAAGAUACAACACCUAACAACUACCUCGUAAUCAGUGAUUCAUUUAGCAGCAUCACAGGAAUCCAAAACACAACACAUCCAUCUGACAUAUCCAAACUAAUACAAGAAAAAACACAUGAAGCAAGUGGUAUGGGGAUGGAUAUAUGCUAUAUGUGGGCUCCUGGACACUGCGGCAUACAAGGCAACGUAAAAGCAGACCUAGAAGCGUCAAAAGCUGUCUCCUCCCCAGACACCCCACUACUCAAUAUAUACACACAUGAAGACAAAAAAAAACAAAUCAAACAAGUCCUAAACCAAAAAUGGCUCAUACAAUGGAUAAACCAGCAUACAAAGUUAAACCAAAUAAAAAACAACAUACAGACAUGGAAAAACCCCGGACUCAACAGAAAAGAAUAUGGAAACCAUAUUAAAUCGUCUAAGAAUAGGCCACACUUUCAUCACACAUAG
Messenger RNA from Metopolophium dirhodum (rose-grain aphid), 1584 nucleotides. RefSeq lists its product as uncharacterized. The record is from RefSeq and is a predicted model, not a curated record. Lineage: Eukaryota; Metazoa; Arthropoda; Insecta; Hemiptera; Aphididae. Gene Ontology annotation, molecular function: nucleic acid binding; RNA-DNA hybrid ribonuclease activity. The coding region runs from base 1 to 1584 and encodes 527 amino acids. The transcript has 2 exons.